Messenger RNA from Osmia bicornis bicornis, 5379 nucleotides. RefSeq names its product protein spire (gene spir). NCBI's taxonomy places the organism in Eukaryota, Metazoa, Arthropoda, Insecta, Hymenoptera, Megachilidae. The transcript has 15 exons. Gene Ontology annotation, molecular function: actin binding. Bases 282 to 3059 code for a protein of 925 amino acids. Gene Ontology annotation, cellular component: cell cortex; cytoplasmic vesicle membrane. Gene Ontology annotation, biological process: actin filament network formation; cleavage furrow formation; intracellular transport. The record is from RefSeq and is a predicted model, not a curated record.
AAUGUUUAUCUCGUUUUAUAUAGCUCUUAAGAGCAAGGAGGAUCAGGAAAGUUACUUCAGUUAACUCGUUUCGUUUAAUCUGAAAUACGUGCGUGAACUAAGUCUACUAAUCGAGUUUUGAGUUCAUUAAGAUGAUCCCUAAGUGCCCGGGAAAUCACAAUAUUAUAAGAAUUGUUAGUUUUAUUUGAUUAAACUAAAAGUAAUACGAACUAAGAAAAGUAAAAAUUACAAGUUAAUUACUUGUGUUUAGGAAGAAAGUAACAGAAUUUUAAUCAAGAAAAAUGACUACGAAUAAAGAAAUUUCGACGUCGUAUGAGGACAGUCUCGCAGUCUCCGACGAUGAGAAGGAAACGAUCAAGAGUGAGAAGAAAGAAGAAAAAUCAACGAAUAGAUCGAAAUGUAGAUUGGACGCGAAUGGCCGAUUAAAUCUGAAAGAUAUUUUAAUAUCUUUCAAUGGACCGGUUAGUCAGGAACAAGCUUGGGCACUAUGCUAUCAAACGGCCAAGAGUUUCUCACGUUUACCAGACAACAAUUUUUAUGAACUCUUAGAAUUAUCACAGAUCGUCCUUCACAAGGAUGGCGAUGUUUGGCUCGGCAAUCUAAUCGAAUCGAGGCAACCCCGGGUUACCGAGCAAAAGGCAAUGUUCUCAUUAGGAAUGAUGAUCUACAAAGCGCUUGAUUUCGGCCUAGACGAUCAAGAAGAGAGGCCUUUGUCGCCGGACCUAGAAGCCCUCAUAACUUUAAUGACUAGAGCGGAUCAAGAAUGUGGGGAAACGGAAGAACGUCCGCAGGAAACGGACGAUGAAGGCAUCGAGCGGGACUCCAGUGAUGCCGAUGUAGAUGAAUAUUUAUCACAAAAGAGUAACGAUACAUAUGAAGAAAGGCCUUUAAUGUAUUCAUUAAAAAAUGUAAUGCACUUAUGCACCAGGCAUAUGCAAACUUCAAUUGAAUCUGCUGAAGCUCAUUACAAGGCUGUAAUAAGGGCAUUUGUAACCGAAGCUUUGGAAUUGUCACAAUUUCUGGAUACAGUGGCAGCUGAAAAACUACAAGCAAGUCAAAGGGAGAUUGCUGGUAGUGACAACAAUAAGCAAAACUCGAUGUCUGUUCAAAAUCUUGACACGUUAGAUUUCAUUGAUUGGACUGACAUUAGGAUUUGGAGGGCUAUACAAGCAAGAUUUUGGGUACAAGUUAUUCAAGAGUUAAGGAAAGGAGUAAAAUUGAAAAAAGUUGAAGCCAAUUUGGGUUCGUCGAAAAAUACUAGCCGUGGUUGUGGAAAAGGAGCAGAAUUUGAAUUAACACCGUAUGAAAUCUUGAUGGAUGACAUUCGAGAAAGAAGAUAUCGUUUGAGAAAAACACCAUCGCCAACUCCGCAUUUGCGAAAGGAUGCGCAUGCCGUUAUUCUCGAAUUUAUUCGCAGUAGACCUCCAUUGAAAAAGGCUUCGGAGAGACAAUUACCACCCCUUCAAAAAGAAUGGACUCUACGGGAAUUACUCAUGGAAAGCAUUAAAAAGCCACCGAAUUUAAGGUCUUCCCGCAAUAGAUACGUUCCUAAGAAUAAAAGAACAUCCCCCCAAAGUGAUUACAUCCAAAGCACUGGUGCCAAAGAAAAUGAAUCGCCUACAGGACCAAAACCUCCACGGAGGGAGGUGGAUCACUCAAAUUCUUCGACAAGCAGAAGAAAAGUAAUACCUGUGGAUUUCGAUUUAAAGCUCGAUGCCGAAGACGAGGAUGACGACGAAGAUUACAAUGAUGAGCUAGCAGUAACGAGAUUUGAAGAGGAGGACGAAACAUCGCAUUAUUGGCAAUUGAAAGAGGACUAUUCGUUUGUAGAUAGGGGUAGCGCUCGACAUAGGCAUAAAGAUCACAGGGACGACGACGAAGCAGGGUCUGCAAAUCCCUGGCGAAAAACGGGUGGGCUGCGACUUACGAGAAACGAGUAUCACCGAUUUUGCGAUGCGCAACUCGAAUCGUAUGAUCUUGCAACGCAGUGUCCAUCUAGAAGAGCGUCAGCUCGAAAACACGCGGCUAGACGUAGUAUAGCUCUGACAGCGCUAACGGGAACUGCUUCUCUUCCUCAUUCGAGACCGCAGAGUCGUCAGCAUAUAGGUGUAACAGAGUCGACAGUGAGCCAGGGUCCUAGUCCUAAUAUCAGUUUAAAUCCUAGUCCCAGUUUGAGUCCCCAGCCAAGAGCGAGACAACCUCGACGGUCACAGACCAUUGCAGAAGGUACAAAAGAUUCCGAAGAUCAAAACGAAGACUGGCAAGAUGAGAAAGGACAGAAACCUACGUUAGGUGACAUGUUCCUGGAUGAAAGACUUUCCCUAACUCUUGAGGAAAUUGUUCAUAUACGUAGUGUUCUUACCAAAGCCGAAUUGGAAUCUCUACCCGUUGAAGGGCGCGUGAAGGAAGAUGUAGAGAAGAGACGGGUCUGUUUUCUUUGUUUAAAGACUAGAUUCGGAUUGUUAGGACCUUGGGGACAACGUUGUCGUUUGUGCGAAAGAACUGUCUGUGUAAAAUGUUAUUCGAAAAUGCGAAUUCCUACGGAGCAUUUCGCCCACGUUCCAGUAGUUUUACUAUCACCUGGUCUUCUUCUUUCUCCAUCAUCCUCGGAACCGGAUACUAGUAAAAGUUCAUGGCUCAGAGGUAACGGGGCAGCUGGAUCUGCACCGGCAUCACCAGCCUCUAGACGCAAAGAUUCGUCUUUGAAAAGCGCGACGCCAUCAUCAACGCCAACUACAACACCCGUUUUGAUACUAACACCGACUUCAACACCGCCUUCGCACGCGCGUCGUGAAAUGGAAAAUCAAGAGAAAAGGAGCUACAAAGGCAGUGGUAGUCCAGCGAAUGUAUCAUCACCAAAAGCAUUCUCCGGUUUUACUCACCAAACCACAGAACAACGACUGGCUGCUGAACGAUUACGUGGCGUAUCUAUGGUUGUCUGUCACGAUUGUCGCAUAAUGGUUAUACAAAUAAUUAAGAGUUCAAGAACCACACGGGCUACGAUACGCAACAAUGUUAUAUCACGACUUACUUUGAACCUCUCGCCAGCCUACGUUUAAAUUCUUCAAAAACGAAGUUCCGCGCACGAGAUUUCUAUUUGAAAAAAAAAAAAAAAAAAAAAAAUGGUGCAUCUUGUUUUUAAUUCUAAUAAUGGGUAAAAUGCUGUUAUGCCGAUAAGUGAGGCACGUAGAUUAGAUCUAUUCUCCUUGUACCAGUGUCUUCUUGUUCCCUGUAUGCUAUUAAUCUUCUAUAAAUAGUUAGUAUCUCUGAAACAACGAGCGAAUCAAGUCGUACGAAUUACGAUUAUGUAUCCAAAUGUAUCGGUUCUAAAAUUUAAUAGCGACAGAGAAUUAUACAUUAUUAUUUCAAACACAUAGCAGAUGAUUUUGAAGGGAAAUCUAUUAUUUUUUAGAAGAAAGAAAAAACUUUUCACUUGAAAUUUAAAGAUGAUAAAUGUUGGAAGUAUAAUAGUGUGCAAGAAAAAUUAAAUGAAAAUGGAAUUUAAAAGGAGAAUUUAGUAUGAAAUUGGCACACAGUGGCAUCUAAUAUAGUCUACGUACCUACUUACAUUCAGGCUUAUACUUAAGUAGAUCGUUAAUGCAUGCAAAUUAAAAAAAUGAUAUGGUUAGAGUUAAGUGUUUCAUUAUGAUGGCUAAUGUUCCGUUUGGUCCUCAAUGAUGGUGAACUGUUUUUGCUUCCCAAUUCAAUAAUUACUAAUAAUAUUAUCGUAAUAAUAAAAAGUGAAUUAAACAAAGCGAUUAUAUUAUCAAUGCGCUGUGUGCAUUCUCAGUUCGUAAAAACUGAGAAUUCUUGUUUAAUCUGAUUAAUUUUUCUCAAAUACCAAUGUGUACAUAUAUGUUCCCUUUGCUCCCGCAUUGUUGUGAACCCCAAAUCUAAGUAAUAUUGCAUUUAACGUGAACUUUAGUUGAGGAAAAUUAUCAUAAGCGAAUCAAUAAGCAAAAGUAAAAGUAAACAUGUUAAGACAUUAAUCUAUAUAUUAUAUGUAUGUGCCAGAACAUUUGUUUCUUCGUAACAAUGACGAAAUCAAGUUACGGUAAAUUACCCUAUUAAUGCGAAUAUUUCAAAUGCACGAUGGCAAAUUAGCGUUCUAUCAUUAUUUCAUUUUCAUCUAUUCAUAUUAAUGAUUCUUCUCAGCUCUUGACAUAUUUACUUUUAUUUGCAACUUUUACUAAUAAUCUAAUCGAGAUGAGAGGUACGCAUACAUAAGCACACAUAUAUUUAACCAGUAAAAGAAUCAAUCAAACAUUCUGAUAACCCCGAAAAAAAAUUAUCGCUUUUUGCGUCCGCCUGACAUUAAUUUAUUUUAAGAGAUGUAUUUAUUUCAUACAGAGGGUCAAAGUCGGAUGCACAAUUAUUGUAUUAUAAGCGUGUUCUAAUCAAAUUCGUUAAUUUAAACUUUUGUAUAAUAUUUGUGAUAUUAUUUAUUAUUUUGUAUGUCUAGUAUUUAUUGUAAUUAUUUAUUUAAUUCAAUGGAAUCACGAGAAAAAUAAUAUUUCUUUAUAUUGUACAUAUACAUAUAUACAUAUAUGUUGUGGGAUUCAUGCGAACGUGUAGUAAAAUUUAAUUUUGUGAUAAUAUUAUUGUUUGAUGUAUAUCUUAUUUAUAAUUUAGUGUUGUUAUCGAAUUCUAACAGGAUUCUUUGUUUUCUAUCGUAUCUAAUGUAAUUUCAAAUAAAUUAAUUGUAUGGUAAAACAAAUUGAGAUAUGACGGAAAUUGUAUUUAAAAAGUGGCUCUUGUUACAGUCACGUUUAUAGAGAAAUUAGUACAAUGAAGUGGCUGUUCGUUUGCACGGAUUAGUGCUAUUGAAAAGAAAAUGUAUGUACAAACGUUAACCAGUGAAGGUUCAAAGUACAAAAGAAAAAUGCGAAUUGCACUAACGAUUAAUGCUGGUACACGCUGGCACCAAAUUGUAUACAUGACAGUAAAACUAUAAAAUUUGUUGGAAUGUACAUUGAUAAACUCUAUGAACGAGUGGAUUAUUUCAGUUAAGGAUAAAAUUUAUUUUUUUAGUCUCAGGUAGAUUUUCAAUGGUUUUCAGCCAAAAAUCAAAAUAACACUUUAUAGUACCUCAAAACAAUGUACAAUGACAGAUUUCUGAAGAAAACUAUGUAAUACAAAGCACUACAAUACUUUAUGCAGAAAACAGGGAAACGUGAAAUUCUAUUUGUAGAAUAUUAUUGUAAUAAAACUAAACUAAAACUCCUAAUAACAGAGUCACAAUGGUAUGAUAUUACAAGGGUAAGAGGAUUUAUGUGAUGACAAUGAAGAACUUAUUUAUUAUAUUAAUUUAUCAUUUUUUAUGUGCAAUAUAUAUGUACGCCAAUUAAUAAUUAUUAAAACCUUUGUUUUUAUGAUGAA